AUGUCCGAGACGGCGCCUGCUCCUGCUGCCGAGGCGGCGCCCGCCGCUGCCGCUGCUCCGGCCCCCGCGGCCAAGGCCGCCGCCAAGAAGCCGAAGAAGGCGGCGGGCGGCUCCAAAGCCCGCAAGCCCUCGGGCCCCAGCGUCACCGAGCUGAUCACCAAGGCCGUGUCCGCCUCCAAGGAGCGCAAGGGGCUCUCCUUGGCCGCCCUCAAGAAGGCGCUGGCGGCCGGCGGCUACGAUGUGGAGAAGAACAACAGCCGCAUCAAGCUGGGGCUCAAGAGCCUCGUCAGCAAGGGCACCCUGGUGCAGACCAAAGGCAUCGGCGCUUCUGGCUCUUUCAAGUUGAGCAAGAAGCCGGGUGAGACGAAGGAAAAAGCCCCAAAGAAGCGGGCAGCGGCAGCCAAGCCCAAGAAGCCGGCAGCCAAGAAGCCAGCGAGCGCCGCCAAGAAGCCGAAGAAGGCAGCGGCAGUGAAGAAGAGCCCUAAGAAAGCCAAGAAGCCGGCGGCCGCCGCAGCCAAGAAAGCGGCCAAGAGCCCCAAGAAGGCAGCCAAGGCUGCAAAGCCCAAGAAGGCAGCGAAGAGUCCGGCCAAGGCGAAAGCGGUGAAGCCGAAGGCUGCUAAGCCCAAGGCAGCCAAGCCUAAAGCAGCCAAGGCAAAGAAGGCAGCGCCCAAGAAGAAGUAAGCCCAGCAGGAAGAAAAUUCUUGGUCUGCUCUUGAAAACAACGGCUCUUUUAAGAGCCACCCAAGCUCUCCCAAAAGGAGCUGAGAUACAGCUUUUAUACACAACGUUUUUUACUAAAAAAAUAAAAAAAUGAAUAGGCAGUCCUGCAGCUCUACUUAGCGUCCUAUUACUAAAUUUUAUACAUAUAAACACACGAGACGACCUCAGUCGGUCAAAAUACGUUCCUUUCGCUAUACACGCCCUUCUCUCCCCCCCGUAGUCCCGUAACCGUUUUUUUUAAUUAACUUUUUACAAUCGCAACGGUUUUAUCUUAAAG
Rhea pennata is the source of this 997-nucleotide messenger RNA. RefSeq names its product histone H1.11L. Lineage: Eukaryota; Metazoa; Chordata; Aves; Rheiformes; Rheidae. Gene Ontology annotation, biological process: nucleosome assembly. The record is from RefSeq and is a predicted model, not a curated record. Bases 1 to 681 code for a protein of 226 amino acids. Gene Ontology annotation, molecular function: DNA binding; structural constituent of chromatin. The transcript has a single exon. Gene Ontology annotation, cellular component: nucleosome.